AGUGUGUCAACAAGAAAAUUGGACAAAUAAGGAUAUAAGAGCUAGUAAGGAGAAUCCACGUGGAUUUGUUAAAUGGUGUGAACAGGAGUUUGUAACAACAUUAGAAAAAAAGAAACUUCAUCUAAAUAUAAACAACAAGAUUGUUGAUAGAGAUUUACAUCAUAGAGAA
This is a messenger RNA of Racocetra persica, 169 nucleotides long. Lineage: Eukaryota; Fungi; Glomeromycota; Glomeromycetes; Diversisporales; Gigasporaceae. The record is from the annotation of a GenBank genome assembly.